AUGGAUAAGUCUUCUUAUCCCUCUUCUUCACGGAGUUCACGAAAACACGACCUCAAUCGCGAGAAGUUUCUCCUGAGAGUAAUUUCUCCGGCGAUACGAGGGAAAACCUGUCCAAUCUGUUUGAAAGAUCUCGAAGAUCAUCGCAGAGCUGCUGUUAUCACUGUUUGCCUGCACGCGUACUGUUUAGACUGCAUUCGCAAGUGGAGCGAUUUGAAGCGCAAGUGUCCUCUCUGCAACUCGUCUUUCGAUUCCUUAUUCUACAAGAUCAGUCUCUCCUCUCGUAACUUCCUAACCGAGAAAUUACCGGCUCUUGGGGAGGGUAAAAGCGUCAUUGCGGAACCUGAAUUCAGUUCCAGGGUUCGGCAACGGAUGACACGAAGAAGUAAGCCAUUGCCGUGGCGGCGCACGUUUGGUCGGCCAGGUUCUGUGCCUUCUCACGUUAUUGCCGAAAGGAAGCUUCAGUGGCGUGCCAGUGUGUACAAGAGAGGCUUGCAAGCUGUUCCUAUAUCUCCUGGGAAUUGUCUCGAGCAGAAUGUGUCAAGAGAUGGCCAUAUUAAAGAAAAAUUACGUCAGAGAAUAGAGCCAUGGAUUCGAAGGGAGCUGCAGGCAAUCCUGGAGGACCCAGAUCCAUCUGUUAUUGUUCAUGUGGUCUCCUCACUUUUCAUUGCAAGGCUUGAAAGAAAGUUUGAUGUUCAAGGACAACUUGGUGUUGAAGAAAACUUUCUUGCACCUUUGCAAACUUUUUUGCAUAACUGGACCAACAUGUUUUGGUAUGAAUUAAGAUGUUUUGCAGGAUCUUCACUUACAAUUGAAACAUAUGAUGCUGUGGUUGAAUACAAAGGUUCUGAUUAAGUCUACUUCAAUGUGUGCCUCAAAGCAUAUUUUAAGGGAAUUAAUAGCCAUAUUUCAAGGGAAUUAAUAGUUAACUAUGGCCGGGGGAAUCAGGAGAAUAUGGAAACUUGGGACAAUUUUAUAGUGUCAAGUGUUGGUUGAUUCCUGGUGUUUUUUGGUUGCUGUUCUUCAUUAUCUGAAAUUGCAGUAGCUGCUCAGAAAUACACCUAGCUACUGCUCUAUAACACUGCUAGGAUGGCCUGGCAUAAUAUUCAUUGAAGUUGUUGAUAAAACAAUAGGCGUUUUCUAUCCAGCCCAGCAGAAACAAAUGAUUUACUGAUCAGAUACUGAAGAAAUGUUUUCAUGUGAUGUAUGUUAAUAAAUGGACAGGCACGUUCCUUGAA
Molecule: messenger RNA, 1235 nt
Organism: Hevea brasiliensis (rubber tree)
Lineage: Eukaryota; Viridiplantae; Streptophyta; Magnoliopsida; Malpighiales; Euphorbiaceae
Exons: 5
Coding region: 1-852 (283 amino acids)
Biological process (GO): protein polyubiquitination; protein monoubiquitination
Molecular function (GO): ubiquitin protein ligase activity
Source: RefSeq, a predicted model, not a curated record